Messenger RNA from Oreochromis aureus, 2699 nucleotides. Its product is annotated as zinc finger protein 28-like. The transcript has 3 exons. Gene Ontology annotation, biological process: regulation of transcription by RNA polymerase II. Lineage: Eukaryota; Metazoa; Chordata; Actinopteri; Cichliformes; Cichlidae. Bases 13 to 1377 code for a protein of 454 amino acids. Gene Ontology annotation, molecular function: DNA-binding transcription factor activity, RNA polymerase II-specific; RNA polymerase II cis-regulatory region sequence-specific DNA binding. The record is from RefSeq and is a predicted model, not a curated record.
ACAGAGGAAACAAUGAGCUCAACACAGAAGGACCAACAUGGAGCGAGAAGUCAGCAUUCUCAGGAGGCCGACAAACCUCACAGAAGAAAGGGAGAGAAAACAUACACCUGUGACGAGUGUGGGAAGUAUUUUAGGCACAAUGGAAGCUUAAAAAGACACCAGCUCAUUCACAGUGGAAUUAAAGCGCAUACUUGUGAUAAGUGUGGGAAGAAUUUUGCUUUGAAGGAUAAACUAAAGCAGCAUCAGGUCAUCCACACUGGAGUUAAAGCGUACAGCUGUGACUUGUGUGGAAAGUCUUUUUCCUGGGAGAAUGGCCUAAAAAAACACCAGGUCAUCCACAGUGGAGUUAAAGCGUACAGUUGUGAUCAGUGUGGCAGAGCUUUUACUCAAAGUAGCAGCUUACAGAGGCAUCUGGUUACCCACUCUGGAAUUAAGGCAUACAGCUGUGAUAUUUGUGGAAAAACCUUCAGCCACAUAGGGAGCAGAAAUUUACACCUGCGCAUUCACACCAGACAUGAUGUGUACUGCUGUGAACAGUGUGGCAAACACUUUGCUAAACACACAGACUUACAACGCCACAUGUUUACCCACACUGAGGAGAGACCUUAUAAAUGUGACCUGUGUGAGAAGACUUUUAAAUCUCCACAUGACCUGAGACAACACCAACAGAUCCACACCAGAAAGAGACUCUACAGGUGCAGUUACUGUGAGAAGCAGAGGGACACAGAUGGAUCCAGUUCUCAACCCUGUCAUCACUGUGGGAAAGAGUUUUGUUGUGACCUUUGUGAAAAAACUUUCAGUCGAAGAUACGCCCUAAAAAGACAUCAACGUAGACACACUGGAGACAAACUGAAAUACUGCAAAGAAUGUGGGAGAAGCUUCCCUACAUCACAUCACUUAAAAGAACAUGAACUCAUUCACAGUGGGGUUAAAAAGCAUCUCUGUGAUCAGUGUGGGUCAUCCUUCAUUACUGCAGGUCAGCUUAAUAAACACAAACGAGUCCACACAGGAGAGAAACCAUACAAGUGCAGACACUGUGACAAAAGUUUCACACAUUCAGGUAAUCGUAAGAAUCAUGAACGUACACACAUGGAAGGAAACUACAGCUGUGACCAGUGUGACAAGAGCUUCAGGAAUUUCAGAUUAUACUCCGAACACAAACGAUCCCACAUUACUAAUAAACUGUUUCACUGUUACCAAUGUGCCAAAACAUUUACUAAAUUAUCUGCUCUGUGCAAACAUCAGCGUGAUCACUCAGGGCUGAAAUCACUCCCAUCACUGGAUCACAGUGAAUCUGAAGAGACAGAAAGAUCUUCUUCUGGUUUGAGGGUCAAACUUAAAACCCUUGAGAUCAGGCUCCACAGAGUUCAGAUGUAAAAAUCUGAUGAGACAGCUGUGAACGAAAAUGUUCCUGUAGUAACAUUUUAACCCUCAGGGGGCAUAGAAGUAACUACUAAUGUAACUCAGUUACUUCAAGUUACUCGUUACUUUCAACGUAACUAUUUACUAGGGAAAGUAACUUUGGUUUUACUCCGAAUUCUCUUGUUAAUGUGUUGCUUCCAUAACUGGACACCCAGCAAGAUUGCAAGUCUUCUUGCUUGCUUACUUGCCACAAGUGCACUUUGCCACCUACCAAUAGAAAAUAAAAAAUAACGUGCAUAUCUCCCCGAGGGAAAUCCCACACAUUUUAAAUGAGAAUAAGAAAGAAAAGGAGAGGGAGGGGGAGAGAAUGAGAGAAGAAGAGGCAGCUGACAGCAAAGACACAGAUGCUAAAGUACAGGACCAAUCGGAUUCAUUUUCACCUCAAUACAAAUUGUGUAAUAUUUUCUUCGAAUACCAUUUUUUAGGGGACGUUUCUCAACUCUAAUAAUUAACCUUAUGAACAAAAUAAAGUUUUUCUUAAACUCUCUUGGAAAUCUGCCAGACAAUAAACAUACAGGGUAUUGGCUUCAUCUGUCAAAAUAUUUAGAUCACCAGCAGUCAGUAUUAGCGAUUAAUCAUUCAGUGUUUUUCAUGUCCUUGUUGUCAACAACACUACCAGUUUUUAAAUUGUGUUGACGGGCCAUGUAAAAACCAAAUUUAUGAUUAAAAAAAUACUACUUUUUUUUUUUUUUUUUUUUUAAAUAAAACAGCAUUGUAUUUAGAGCACGAAGGAAGGGUAUAAGCGGCAUUUUCUAAGGAAGGCACUAGCAAACACUCUCCACUUGCGGGCAAAAAAAUACAUAAAUAAAAAAAUCCACCCCUUUCCUAUUUGUGUUAAAGUGUACCACGUCAAUCAAUAAAAGAUUAUAUGGCAACAUAUGGAAUUUGGUUGUUUAGGAAGAUGGGGAAGGUUUAGGAGUGACACCAGUGAGAUAGAGAAAGUGAGCAAAAGAAAUACAACAAGUUUUGAGAUGUGAGACAUUAGUGACGGUUACCGUGUUUGCAGUGUUCAGUUGGUGUGUAGUGUAGUCCAUGGUUUGUUUUGUGUGUCAGAAGAAUGAGGCAACUGCUGAAUGCAAAAAAGCCACCAAUGGCAGUGUUGUGGAUUUUUUUAUGACAUAUAUAGCUGUAUACACUGGACUUACACUGACAUGUAUACACUAUUGUUACAUUGAAAUUGUUAAAUGUUGUCAUUGUUUUACUUACAUUUGUAAACCUUGUCUUAACCUUUAUGUUUAGAGACAAGAGUUAAUUAAACUUACUGAGUGUGCACCUGG